Molecule: messenger RNA, 5198 nt
Organism: Osmerus eperlanus (European smelt)
Lineage: Eukaryota; Metazoa; Chordata; Actinopteri; Osmeriformes; Osmeridae
Gene: kcnj12a
Product: potassium inwardly rectifying channel subfamily J member 12a
Exons: 2
Coding region: 785-2092 (435 amino acids)
Biological process (GO): potassium ion import across plasma membrane; regulation of monoatomic ion transmembrane transport
Cellular component (GO): plasma membrane
Molecular function (GO): inward rectifier potassium channel activity
Source: RefSeq, a predicted model, not a curated record
ACAAGCAAGACACUGUGAGGAGCAGAGAGAGAGAGAGAGAGUGAAAGAGAACUGCCAGAUGAACUAGAUCAGAUUGCAGAGGCUGAUAGAGAGGGGCUGUUCAGCUAAUAAGCGGAGGUGACCCACUGGUUUUUGCAAAAUGUGACAAAUAGACUUCAUGUGACUGAAGAUGGAAGCUGAGCAGACCUCUUGAGUGACUUCAGGAGAUGGAGAUGCAACACAGUCCCUCAUACUGGGAGCUUCUUCAGUGUCUUGUCUUCAACAGUUGAUGACAGACUGAGGGGGGAGACAGUCAAAGAAUCAACAUUUGUUUUAUUUUUAUUUCGUGAGAGUGAGGAGGGCAGAACGGCCGUGAGAGUGUUUCUUGUAUGUGCAAUACACAAAAGACUGACAACACAGGGGACAAAACGCUCAGAGAUAUACGAUGAAGAAAUUCAAAGGGUUUCUAUGCCUGUGGCUCAAAAGGAUGGAGUGGUUCUAUCCCUAGCUAGAGCAUCUCACAGCAGCUCAGGGGGCUACAACUCUGAGGAUGCUUCAGUUUGGCUAGAUGGGAUACCGGGUGCAAGGAUAGUACUGCUGUUCGUCUACAGACAAGACCACACAUGUUGGAAAUAUAAGACUGGUUGGAUCGAAGCACAAACCCCCAAUCCUGCCUUCUCCCUGGCGUCGACAGCCUGACAUGAGGCUUGGUUGGUAGUACCACCACAAGGGGCCUCGAAACGCACAUCACAGUCCGGGCCUUCUCUGGCUCUCCACCCCUGCAGCCGGAGGCGCGGCCGGUAGCAUGAGCGUGGGGCGGACCAAUCGCUACAGCAUUGUAUCGUCCGAGGAGGAGGCCCUCCGCCUCACCACCAUGCACGGCAUGAACGGCUUCGGCAACGGCAAGAUCCACACGCGCCGCAAGUGCCGCAACCGCUUCGUCAAGAAAAAUGGGCAGUGCAACGUGCAGUUCACGAACAUGGAGGAUAAGUCGCAGCGCUACAUGGCCGACAUCUUCACCACGUGCGUGGACAUCCGCUGGCGCUGGAUGCUGGUGGUCUUCACGCUGGUGUUUGUGGUCUCCUGGCUAGUCUUCGGGCUGGCCUUCUGGGUCAUCGCCCUGUUGCACGGAGACCUGGACAACCCGGCUGGGGACGAUAACUUCACACCCUGCGUCCUCCAAGUCAACGGCUUUGUGGCGGCUUUCCUGUUCUCCAUCGAGACGCAGUCCACCAUUGGCUACGGCUAUCGCUGCGUCACAGAGGAGUGUCCAGUGGCCGUCUUCAUGGUGGUCUUCCAGUCCAUCGUGGGCUGCAUCAUUGACUGCUUUAUGAUUGGCGCCAUCAUGGCCAAGAUGGCACGGCCCAAGAAGCGGGCGCAGACGCUGCUGUUCAGUCACAACGCCGUCAUCGCCAUGCGGGACGGGAAGCUGUGCCUCAUGUGGAGGGUAGGGAACCUCCGCAAGAGCCACAUAGUGGAGGCCCACGUCAGGGCGCAGCUCAUCAAAGCUCGGAUCACAGAUGAAGGAGAGUACAUCCCUCUAGACCAAAUAGAUAUCGAUGUGGGCUUUGACAAAGGCUUAGACAGGAUUUUUUUGGUUUCGCCCAUAACCAUCCUCCACGAGAUCGAUGAGGAGAGCCCUCUGUUCGGGAUCGGUAAACAGGACUUGGAGACGGCAGACUUUGAGAUUGUUGUCAUCCUGGAGGGGAUGGUAGAGGCCACCGCCAUGACAACACAGGCUCGCAGCUCCUACCUGGCAACCGAGGUCCUGUGGGGCCACCGGUUUGAGCCAGUCCUCUUUGAGGAGAAGAACCUGUACAAGGUGGAUUACUCUCACUUCCACAAAACCUACGAGGUACCGUCCACUCCCCACUGCAGUGCCAAGGACAUGGUGGAGAACAAGUUUCUGGUCCCCAGCUCCAAUGCCUUCUGCUACGAGAACGAGCUGGCUUUCCUCAGCCGGGAGGAGGAGGAGGAAGAGGAGGUGGGGGGUAGUGGCAUCAGAGCUCUGGCCAGCCUGAGUCCAGACCGGAACAGUCGACACGAGUUUGAGAGGCUACAGACCCCCAGGGUACUGGAUCAGAGAUCGUACCGGAGAGAGUCCGAGAUAUGACCUCUAACCUUUGACCUCUACUAUGAGGUCGACUUUUGAUACCGUUUUAUUUCCAAGGGUGAAAAUGCAGAACAAUGCAAAGUGCCAUAGGAAAAGCUGACUACUGUGAUGAGGAUGUAAGGAGACAGUUGGGAGAAAGAGGGACUUUAUUGGAAGUGCAAGCAGAAGUACACAGCUCACUAAACUGUGGUACAGAAUGUCCACAACAAAGGAAAAGGCCAGUGAAGGACCUUCUUCCUUCAAACUUGAAUCUUUUUUUCAUAAUGUUUAAUUUGAUUUGAGCGUGUUCAAUGACAGUUCAUCGAAAAAGCUAUAAGGACGAAAACCUAGUAAUCAAAAUGUAGGUGUAAAUACAUUGCUUAGAUAAGUUAUGUUGCGUGUGGAGUAUAAUUUUUCAACAAAAAAACAUCUUUAAAAAAUGACUUUAAAUUUUUAAUUUGUCAAAUUAUAGUGUUACAGAAUAGAAGCUUCCUGCAAGCUCCAACAUUGCUGUAAUUGUAUUUGCUGGAACUGAGUUGUGAAUGACUCCUGAUUCCUGUACUCUGCAGCAUUUGAAAGCCAUUGGCAAUGAUAGGACAGCUGCCCACAUGAUGUUGAGAACAACUUGGGUUUAAUAUCAGUGUAAUCUUAAAUCAAAUCUUUAAAAUCAGUUGUGAUGUGUAUAUGCAUCAUUUGCACUAUUAACAGAAUGGACAAAUACUGUAUAUGUUGCAGAUUGAUUUAGAAUGGGAGUAAUGAACUAAAAGUAUUUUUGAUAUCACAAAUAUUCUAAAACCAUUUGCUUAAAACAUACCAUGUUGUGACAGAUAAAGGAUCAUGUUACCCUGCUAAAUAUUGCAUUGAAUUCCCCUAAAGAUCUGAACAACACAUAUUUCUUUCCUUUUAAUUCAAAACCAAGAUUGAAGCGAAACAUCAUGGGGAUAAUAUCACUCUAGUCCAUCUACAUCUAUUAUUCUCUCUGAAAAAAAUCUAUGCACAUAGAUGUUAUGAAUAUCAGGUGACGAAGGAGGGUUCAGUGGAGUUCUGUGGAAUAUGUAAUGAUGUAAUCUGUUACCAUCGCAUGUUUCCACAAAAAGAACAGGUUGAAACAAUCUGAGAUGAAACAGUUUCCUAAAUUCAUUAAGAAUGAAAGGCUUUCGUAUACAGCUUCCCCUCUCAAUACAGAGCAGGCAUUGUUCUAUUUUGAUAGAAUAGAAAACCAAAUUGCACAAAUUUAACAAUGCAUUCAGCAAUUUAGCUAUAUAGGUAUAUAUUAUAGUUUGACAUGCAUGGGGAAGGAAUGAUACAUAGUUAAGAGAGAUUAAGAUUUUUCUUCAAUUAAAUCUUUAAUUAGAUGAACUAUUAGCGUCUCAACAGAUUGUGCAUGUGCAACAGUAAAACAACCCAGAAAACCGUAGGUUACAUUCAGUGUACACAUGGUCAUAUCAUGUUUUGUGAAUCAUAACUAGCUAUUUAAAAAUACACUGUGUGUCAAAAUAUGUCCUUUAUUUAGCAGCAUUUAAGUCCCCUCGAAAUUUGAGGCAAUAUCUUAAAUGAAAAGACAGUGAGAUUACAUCUUAAGCAAUAAAACUGAAAUGCACCUUCAUAUUUAUAAAGUAAACAUGGCAGAGUCUGUGGAACCUGAUUGUCUAUCGAUUCAUUUGUGGUGAUGCACCUUCUGUGCACUUUCACUGUCUCUAACAAUGACGCUUUUCACCAAAACAUGCACAGACCUCAGAUCCUUCAAUUCCUGUAGAGCUCUUCAAAAUAAACAACAUGUUCAAGAGCUAGUAGGUCCUGUUAAAUAUUACAUAAGUAAUUAGGACCAUUAUGACUAGCAAAGACACAUGAAAGAAACUUUGUAAAAAUUUGGGAUGGGUUAAAUUGUAUUGUAUUGGUUAUAAUGUAUUCAAAGUUCUUUGCAAGAAAGCCAUUAAAUUAAAUUAAGUAUUAGCACAAAAGUUUCCAGCACAGUAACAAGCAAAGUAAGUAAAAAGUAAUUUAUCUAAAUUAAAAACAAAAAAAUACAUAUUUUGAAUAUGAAGAAAUCAUUUUCUGUUAGUUACUGUAGACUGAGUAGUUGCUAAUUUAACAGUAUCUAGCGAGACAAUUAAGAUGCAUGACUAUUUUUGGCAUGUAUAGCAGCAUUUAAAAUCUUCUCCUUAAAUGUAUUAUGCCUAUACCCUGAAUUUACUGCUACACAAAACUGAACACAAUGUACAUGCUGUGUAAUAAUAUACUGUACAAUUAUUCUUUCCCAAUUGAGUGGAGAUCCUAUUCCCAAAGAGAUGCCUUUUGUUUAUUUCUCUUAUGCCCUUAUAUUAAAAUUAGAUUUGUAAGUCAUGAAAACAAAAAGAGAAACCUUCAAAUGGUCAUUAAGCUGGCUACAAUGACUAAUAUUUUCCUAGUGGUCCUUUUACUCCACAGGUAUGUGAUUCUCUAAAUAUUUCUAAAAAACAUAUCUGUUUUGUAGAGCUUUUAGGACGCAGUAACAUACAUACAUAGGUUUUUUGGAUCAUGAAUUAAGCCUUCUUGUCCAAUUCCUUGACUUUAAGUGCAUUGCCUUCUGGGAAGGCUCUGGUACCCCCCCAUGUGUGAAACCUUUUUACCUACUUGCAAUGUUUUGGUGGUGAACAUCAUAGAGCAUCAUCAGCUUCUAUGCUGUGUCAUGAAAAUGCAUAGUUCCAUCACCCGUUUACGUUUUCCCUCAUUUUAUAGAAGAGAUUUUUUAUGUUACCCCAUCCCAUUAACAUAACAGAAACUGCACUAGCCCUAAGGACGUACCAAAGGUACAAAAAGUAGACUUAAUGGACACAGAUCAGCACAUCUAUUUUUGUAUUAAGUUAUUUAUAACAUUUCAGUAUUUCCUUGAAAUACAGUAGAGUUAAGUAAACAGUAUGUAUCCAUUUUUGUAUCACAGAAAUCAAAAGAAAAUCUGGUUCUUGUCUCCGUUUUAAAAUAUUGGAUUUUUGUUUAAUUUCAGCACAGAAGCUCAUGAAUAAACAGGUAUUUCUCUUAAAGGGAUUAUUGGACAACUUUUGACCUCUGUAGAAGUCUUCCUAGCCCAGAUAAAGACAUGUCUACUGGGCUUUUUAUUUUGAUGGAUAGUCAAUUAAAUUAUAAAAUU